Messenger RNA from Anguilla rostrata (American eel), 6756 nucleotides. RefSeq names its product collagen alpha-1(XXV) chain. The record is from RefSeq and is a predicted model, not a curated record. Bases 468 to 2495 code for a protein of 675 amino acids. The transcript is spliced from 37 exons. Lineage: Eukaryota; Metazoa; Chordata; Actinopteri; Anguilliformes; Anguillidae.
ACACGCGGAGAUUUGGGCGUACUGCCUUAUUUACCGGGGGGGAUACCGUAGUUGCUAUCAGUACGAUGUGUUAUAGCAAUCGCCGCUGGUGAACGUGUUUACUCUCACAAGGUCUUUCAGUUUUAAUUCGUACCCAUCCUUUUACCAACUCAAUCGUUUUAACUCAAGUGACAAGGGUUAUCGUCUCGGUAAACAGUGCAACAAGUUAACAAAGCCUGCUGUAAGUCGGUGGGGAGUCUUUCGCAGGUUGCCCCGCUCGGCAGAGGACGGAAGCGCGGUGCCCUUGUUGGACCGUCUCCUUGCUCGCUGGGAGCUCGACCACCUCUCUGGUGUUGUAGCUAGCAUAAUAGGUUUAGAAUAGUUGCGACCCACGCGUAAACAUCGAGUUCAGACUAGAAGAGCGCUGUAGCCUGUGCACAAUUUACGCGCCAGGAGUGCGCGAGCUGUCGCAUUGUUAAGAAUCCCAUAUGAAGGCUUUGGAGGCUCGAGGAAACUCAAGGUGCAGUGAAAGCAUGGAGAGGGAACCAGGGUCUUACAAACGGCAGUACUGCUGUAGGACCUUCGCAAGUGUAAUUUCGCUUUUAUUUUCUGUUGUGUCCGUCGCCUAUUGCAUUUUUCUGAGUGUACAAACAUCCGAGAUCAGACAGAGGGUCGUGGAAUUGGAAACAACUGGAAACGGAGAGAUUCAGUAUCACCAGGUUCCCGGCUUUUCCAUGGAUCAGCUUAAUUCAUUGGUACGGGAGAGAGUGGAUCAACUUCUGUCUCAGAGGACAUACGAACAUUUGGCCAAAAUAAGGUCUGCUCGAGAAGCUCCACCUGAGUGCAACUGUCCACCAGGCCUGCCAGGAAAGCGCGGAAGGAGGGGUAGAGAUGGCGUGCCUGGACCUCCUGGUCCCCCAGGUCCUAAAGGAGACAAGGGGGACCAAGGUGACCAGGGGCCACGGAUGGUCUUCCCUAAGAUCAAUCACGGCUUUCUUUCCGCUGAUCAGCAGCUUAUUAGACGCCGGCUCAUUAAGGGAGAUCAGGGACAGGCUGGUCCCCCGGGGCCCCCAGGCCCCCCCGGACCUCGAGGGCCCCCAGGUGACACAGGUAAAGACGGUCCCAGAGGAGUCCCAGGACUUCCGGGAGAGCCAGGGAACCCGGGCGAAAUGGGGCUGAUGGGACCAGAGGGACCUCCAGGACCCAAGGGUCCACCUGGGAUUCCAGGUGCUGAUGGACUGAAGGGCGAAAUUGGAGAGCGAGGUGAAAAGGGUGACAUGGGAGAUGAUGGCCAGAAGGGUGAAGUUGGUCAGAAGGGAGAUGCAGGAUCAUCUGCAGCUGGCAUCAAGGGUGAGCCGGGCGAGCCAGGAAGAGGAGGCCAUAAGGGAGAGCCAGGACUUCCAGGGCUGCCUGGACUUCCCGGGAUAAAGGGUGAACCUGGAUUUCUAGGCCCCCAGGGAGAGCCAGGAUUGCCAGGGCUCCCAGGAACCAAGGGCGAGCGCGGGGAGAUGGGGCCGCCAGGGAAAGGAGAGCGAGGGCUGAUGGGGCCUGUGGGACAGAAGGGAACACAAGGGGAGCCUGGAACCCCUGGUUACAAAGGAGUAAAGGGCGAAACGGGGGAGAAAGGGGAACGAGGAUCCAUGGGGCUGAGAGGCCCCCCCGGACUGAAGGGUGACCAGGGGGCGACCGAGAUCAUCGACUACAACGGAAACAUCCAGGAGGCCCUGCAGAAGAUUACCACAUUUACAGUGACGGGUCCUCCAGGGCCACCCGGACCUCUUGGACCACCAGGACUGAAGGGGGAGCGCGGGGCACCUGGUCUCCCAGGCCUGGACGGGGAGAGGGGUCUGAAGGGCUCAAAAGGAGAUGCAGGGGUCCCUGGUUUGUCCGGAGAGAAGGGGAGUCUGGGAUUGCCUGGUCUGCCUGGCGUUAACGGGCUGAAGGGUGAUAAAGGGGACACAGGACUGCCUGGGUCUCAGGGACCUUCGAUCAUCGGCCCCCCUGGAUCUCCCGGCCCCCACGGCCCCCCAGGACCCAUGGGACCCCAUGGUUUUCCAGGUCCUAAGGGAGAAUCAGGGCUGAAUGGUCUGAAAGGGGUUCGAGGGGAGCCUGGCCACAAGGGCGAUCGAGGGCCCCUGGGCCUCCCUGGGGCGUCUGGCUUGGACGGCAAGCCUGGAAUUAGGGGAAUGGAUGGACCUGCAGGUCCAGCUGGCCCAGCCGGACCCAAAGGUGACAUAGGUGAGCGAGGAUCGGCUGGUGAACCUGGGCCAAGAGGACCGUACGGAUUACCUGGCGCAGUGGGGACACCCGGACUGGAUGGGUUACCAGGAUUAAGGGGCGAGAAAGGUGACACUGGAGAAAGAGGAGAAAAGGGUUUCCGGGGAUUAAAGGGUGAAAAGGGGGAGCCGGGCCAGCCUGGGCUGGACGGGCUGGACGCCCCGUGCCAAUUGGGCCCUGAUGGUCUACCAAUGCCUGGCUGUUGGCAGAAGGGAGUCACCCCGUGGCUGGUGGCUUGAAAACAGUAGAUUCCCCGAGGAGGCGAAGAUGAGUUGUUCUCUUUUCUUUAUUGCGGUGAGGCCUACGGACUGGUCGUUGAAGUCUGUGGUCCCUCACAAGGCACUUACCGGGGCCCCUACGUUGAAGCCCACGCUUUCAAACAGCACUUACCACCGAUGAGGGAGGGGUAGGAGGAGAAAUGGAGUGGGGGGGCCCUUCUGAGGAGCUAUGUCCCGCUUAGCCGCUGGUUGAGUUGGGUUUAGGCGAGGACUUUGGACAGGAUUCGUGCGGUGCUACAGAGGCCUGGCCUCCGUGGGCCUACUUGGAUCCUAGGGAACGAGGAAGGCACACCCAUCAAAAUGCCUACAUCAUCUCUAUAGCAACCAAAGGAGUCUCUGCAGCUGAGAUUCCAUAAAGUGAGAUUACAGGGAGGAUUAACUAACAGGAUAUGCUACAGUAGGGAGGGAGUGUUGAUGGAUGUUAUGAUUUAUUAUUGUUUGUUCUUUUUAAAUAUUGUAAUUUCUUGUUGUUUUUGUGUAUAGCCUUUGGUGCCUCAAGAUUUUUGUUAUUCAUUCCCAUUGUUGGAAAUAUGGACGUUUUUUUAUCAUACUUUAAGUGAUAGGAAUGGUUUGUUUAUUGUAGAAUGAUAUCCUUGUAAUGUACAAUUCUACAGCAUUAAAAACCAACAGUACUUACUAUUUGUAUUAUCUUAUGAAGCUCUCCCUGACUAUGUCAAAUGAAGGGGUUUUUUUACUCAUUCUUUUUCAUGUAUAUUGUGGCUUCAAGAAAAUUAUUUAUAUUGUGUAAGAGGAAUUUUAAAUAGUUAUACAAACCAUUGCUUGAUAAUCAUAUAGAGAAUUUUGCAUUGGAACCCCUGAUAAAACUGCAGGCCUUUUCUGCUUGAGUUCAGAUGGGUCGUGGCAGGAAAACUGGUUCAUGACUGGUGCUUCAUUUGAAAUGUAUCUUCAAUUUGUGAUGUUCCCCUGAACGGGAACAUCAAAAUCAGUCGAAGUGAGUUAUCUUUUUGAUUAUUUUUAUUUCUGGGGACAAUAUUUUACAGAAAAUCAUUUUCACUGUAAUUUCAUAAGAUCGCCUCAGUUAAGGACCAGAUACUGAAAUAUGAGCUUACAAAAUUUCAAUAGCAUAAGCUUUAUGGCAAAGCUGUCAAAUUCCUGGGAGAGUUUUUAAAAAUGACAUGAUGACAAGACAAAAUUGGACUCAUUUUGUUUCCUCUGUUGCCUGCAUUUUUGUGAUAACAUUUCUCUAGAGAACUUGGUUCUAAACAAGAAAAAGUUGUUGGUGAAUAUUUGUGGUUAGAGUAAGCUGAGUUGGAUUCACACUUGAAACCCAAUGAACUCUGGUUUCGCCUGUCUGAAUUUAGAAGCUGUGGUUUUCUAAAUUCACAUCACUAAUUAUACUUUCAUAGUAGGAGUGUUUGUGAGGGGUUUGUGCUAGACAUAUAUUUGCGAUUUCAUUGAUUAAUUCAAUUAUUCCAUUCUUUAUACAGUUUUGAACAAUUUAAUCCUGCAUGCAAACAAAAUGGAAAUAUGGUACAACAAGUAUGAUUUAAUGGAGUUUCUAUCGUAAUUUCAACUGAAGGGCAUGUAUUGAAAUCCAUGUGCGUUGCUGUUUGUCCGGCUGUGUCAGAUGUACAUUACAUUCCAACACCAGCAUAAAAUUAACAGCCUCUCCUGCCACUGAAAUUGUUCAGAAUUGUUAAACUAGAAGGCGUUUUUUUCAUCUGUAGCAACCUUAAAACAUAGAUGAUCCCUCCCCACAUCCCCUUGAUAUUGAUGGAGACAGAAAUUAUCUCGUCAAUACACACCAAGAAUUUUGCAUUUAGAAGUAUCACAGAAAAGGUCAAUUAACAGAGAGCCCAUUUAUGUCAUACCAUAAAUAUUUUUGACUUAAGAUUUUAAAAUAUUGUAUUUGUACUAGUUAUUAAUUACAAUAUUUCCAAAUACAAGCUUUUUCUUUUUGAAAUGCAAUCCCAGCAUUUAUAUGCAUGGAGGUACUGAGAAUUGGCCCCUAGUUAUUAUGACGAGUUUUUCUUGAUGUUAUGAUCGUUUGAUAUUCCUGAAAGUUUCCUUCUAUGUCUUUGAUGGUGCUAUCAGCUGGGCACUGAAGGAAGUUCACUGUACACACCAACCAGACUAUUUUUAUUUUUUGUUACAUUUAAGUUUUGUGUAUUGUGUAUACUUUUAUAUUAUAAUUGCUGUUUUAAAUGGUAUUUUAUUUAUUGUGCUUAUUGGUUACAUGAAGGCAUUCCUUUGACAUGGGCUCACUUCUUCCAGUUCUCAUGCCAUUUUUCUCUGCUUAUUUCCUUCCCUAUUUCUUAGCAGACACAGCAAAAUUCACAGUGUUAAAUCAACUCUACCAGUGUUACAUCAACUACGGCAGUGUUAAGUCAACUCUACCAGUGUUACAUCAACUACGGCAGUGUUAAGUCAACUCUACCAGUGUUACAUCAACUACGGCAGUGUUAAAUCAACUAUACCAGGGUUGUAUUAACUCUACCAGUGUUCAACUCUACCGGUUUUAAACACAAUAGGGACAUUAUUUACUUUUUAAAUGCUAGAAGUACUCUGUCAGAAUUGAUUUUACACAGAAAGUGUUUCUGUUGUCGCUGUCAGGUGCAGUGCUGAAACAUGUUAUUUUUGGGGAAGGGAAUCCUGUAUGGAAUGUACGUGUUCGUAAAUACGCAAAUCUUUCUGUCCCCCACAGUGGGUUGUGAUGCUGGCACCUGAGCGGCUCUUUAGUCGAGUAGCUACAGUUUGCUUGUAUGGUACAUACAGUAACAAAGAAGCACAGUCCAUAUGCAUCACAUUCAUUUAAAAAUGUUUUUUUUAUUUUUUUAUUCCGGGUCUGGCUCUAUAAUGCUGCUUUGAUUUAUUUUCUGGUAUGACCAGAAACUGCAAAGGAACACACAGUGAGUAAGUGUAGCAUGACUCAAACCUACUGGGUUGGGUGCAUUCUUUAUUUGGAGGUGUGUCUCAUAGUAUCACAACAUUACUGUCCUUGCAUUUGCUUUUGUUUCUCCGUUGCCAUCAUUAUGAAAUUGAUAUUGCUGUGGCAUGCUUUUUCUUAUAUGCACUAUGUGUUUGGUGUAGUCCAGAGAACCACAUAAUGCCAGUGUUUAAAUUGUUAACAGCUACUGGGAAGUAAUAAUAAUUUGAAUACCCAGGCAAAUUUAUUCAAUUGAGCAUUGAAUGUAGAUCUAUAAUAUAUGUAUAGUGGAAUAUAAAUGUGGCAUUCGUCAUCUCAUUAUAGUUUUUAUUUACAAUCAUUUUCUAUUGUAAUUUCUAUUGUAUUGUAUUAGUGUACUACAAUUCAUUUGGUUUAAAUGUUAAAAGUUUUUCUAAAAUGCAACAAAACCAUAACUGAUUUAUCAUGAAGAUACCCUUUUUUUGGAUGAUGAUUCAUUUGACAGUUACGCCAAGGAGAGGUUUUUAUCCAUCUUGUUGUACUGCUUGUCUUAAUUCUUCUGUUCUGCCUAAACAAACAUUUGCGCUACAAAAUCUGGCUGUCCAGAAAUGUAAGGCCAACUGUUAAAGUUCUUAACUCUGGUGUGCAUACCUGUACAAGUACUGUAUGUACCAAAUCAAAGCAGACCUCAGUCUAACAGCUUUCAAAGUCCAGUACAGUUUUUUUUUUUUAAACUGAGCAACAUGAAUCCUCAUCUGAACAUUUCUUUGAUUAUUUUCAUUUUGUUUUCCAGAGAAUAUAGUCUCAGACACUGUCAUUCAUAUUUCCCUUGUUUUUUUUUUGUUACAAUUAUGGUUGUCUUGUUUUGUUUGUAUUUUCUAUUUCUUUGUAAGUGUUUGUAUUGUAACUUUUUUGGUACACAUUUGCUACUCUUUGAUGUUUUUUUAUUUCCUGUUUCAGGUUUCAGACUUUACCUUUUUCAGUAUACAUUUCAAAACCGUUUCAUGAGGCUGUACUGUUGGAGCCAAAUAAAAUGCUUUACCUCUUUCUGAGUUUCACUUGUUUUGGUAUUUAGGAAAUUUUUACAAAUUAAAGAAAGAAGAUUAUGAAUUAAAAGCCCGAGCACCCCACCACCACCACCAUCAUCUUCUAAAAUAAAUGAUAAAUUAAUUCAUUUGAGACACCUAUUGAUGGAAAUGAUAUAGUUUUUAAAUGAUUACUGCAGAUGGAUAUUUUUAAGAGGUUUUGGAUCUGGUCAGUUUUGUGAGGGGUUUGUUGUUUGUUUUAUUUUAUUUGUUAAUAAACAUCUUACUGUCAAUAUAAAUUUGGUAUAAUAAAUGUGUAGUAACUGCUGAA